Messenger RNA from Cryptomeria japonica (Japanese cedar), 1670 nucleotides. RefSeq names its product elongation of fatty acids protein 3-like. Gene Ontology annotation, cellular component: endoplasmic reticulum membrane. Gene Ontology annotation, molecular function: fatty acid elongase activity. Bases 152 to 1054 code for a protein of 300 amino acids. The record is from RefSeq and is a predicted model, not a curated record. The transcript has a single exon. Gene Ontology annotation, biological process: sphingolipid biosynthetic process; fatty acid elongation, polyunsaturated fatty acid; very long-chain fatty acid biosynthetic process. Lineage: Eukaryota; Viridiplantae; Streptophyta; Pinopsida; Cupressales; Cupressaceae.
AAAGCUAAUCUGAAGACAAAAAGUGUGGUCAAUUUCACAGGUGAAACAAUACGGUACGCAUGGAUUUCUCUUUUUUCAGAGCUUUUAAAAUGCCUGACCUGUUGAAUCUUUUCAUAGCCAUAACCGAUUGGCAAUUAUACAGUUUGGAAGAAUGAAAUUUGUAGGAUCCUCAUCUCUGCUGUGUUAUCCCAAGAAAAUGUUAGAAAUUGGAUCAGGUCCUCCUCCAUUAGAACAAAUUGAGGCCAAUCUCAGUUACUGGUUUGCUCAGCAACCAACAAUUUCCCACUUCAGAUGGGACCAUAACAUCUGGGGAUCCUCCAUUGUGUUUCUUGCCCACUCCAUUUUCAUCUACCUCUUUCUUGUUCUGUUCCUCAAUCUGGUCAUGAAAUUGAGGAUCAAGCCUCUGCCUUUGGACCGAAUCUCUUCAAUCUAUAAUUCUCUCAUGCUGGUCAUGUCUGUGAUUGUUUUAGUUGGGUGUCUGGAGGCCACUGUGGAGGAGAUAAAAGAGAUGAAAUGGCUAAGGAGAAAGAACAGUGGAGUAGAAUUAAUGGUGUGUUUUCCUCUCGGAACUCGUUCUGCAGGAAGGGUUUUCUUCUGGUCUUAUGUUUUCUACCUCACCAAAUACUAUGAGCUGUUGGAUACAUUCAUCAUGAUUUUGGGGAAAAAGUCUGUGAAAUUCCCUCAAAUCUUGAGCACCACAGUGCCCAUAUUUGUGUGUUUCUUCUGGUUGGAAUUCUCCCAGUCUCUUCAGAUUCUAUGCAUCCUGACCAACACUGUUAUGAAUGUGAUCUUAUGCUCUGAUUUUUUCAUUCGGGGCAACAGGGGAUUGAAUUGCUCCCCUCGUAGAACGAAUCUUGCAGCCUACUGCAGAAUGGUUGAGCUGGGUGUGGCAUAUUCAGGGAGUAUUUGGGUGGUUUGGUUACAUAUGAGGAAACAAGGCUGUAAUGGAAUGGUGGGCUGCCUGUUGAAUGCAUUCUGCAGCGCCAUUCUGUUUCUUCUUUUUAUCAGAUUCCAGAAACAGGGCCAAACGAAAAACCAGUCAAGAUCUGCCUAAGAAGAAUGGAUUACAACAUGAAGGGUAACAGUCAUGGAAUCUUAAGACUUGUCUGUGAAUUUCACCAUGUAAAGGAGAUGCCCUCGUAAUUUUUUCCCUGGAUUGGAGACGAUAAAUCCUGAUUUUUUUUCAAAAUGUGAAGAGAACACGCAACAAUUCAUCAAAUUGUUUCCUUCAGGAACUCGUCUAGGAUUUCUUGUAAAGAUAUUCCACUCUUAUCCGAUUUGAGAAAGAGUUGCACAGUUUUAAUUUCUCUCCAUUCAAUGAUUCAUUUUAAUUAGAAUUGGUCACAGAACUGGUCUCCGACCACAUAUGGCAGCUGUUAUCUGGUCUGCGGCAUAGUUUUCCCAUUUCAAAAUGGUCUUUUUCAAGAUUACUCUUUUUCAUUCAAAAUUUAAAAAGAUGUAAGUGAAAUAACCAACUUUCAAUGGGGGCCAUUUAUUUUCCAUACAAAAUAGAAUUUGAUCAAAAAUAUAAAAUCUGCAAAUCAUAACAGAUUUUUAUGUGAUUUCUAUUGGUUCGAUCCUCUUAAUCUGUCCUCUUAAUGCUGUAAAAAUGCAAAAAAAUUGCUGAAAAACAAUUGUGUUACGCAAAUUUGUAUUUUUGAUAAGUGUUG